GAAGUGAACAUCACCAUCCUCCAAAUCAACAACAACAACAACAACAAUGACGUCACGUGCCGAGGACGCGCUCGAGCCAGCACCACGCGACAGGGACUGACAAGAUGGCGAUCAUUUAAGAAACAGAGGAGCUGCUGCCGUGAAGGAGAGGCUCGACAACACCAUGCCCUGUUCUCAGCUCACCAUGGUCACCAUGGUGAUAUGAAGCCAGUGUGAAACGCAGACACACACACACAGACUCACAUACAGACGGUCAGUUAUUGACUGACACAGCCAGCCAGCCAGCUCGGCGGGCAGGCUUGUGUAAUGGACAGGUGUAAGCAUGUGGGGCGGCUGCGCCUGGCCCCAGACCACUCCAUCCUCAACCCCCAGAAGUGGCACUGCGUGGACUGCAACACCUCAGAGUCUAUAUGGGCCUGUCUGGGCUGCGCUCAUGUGGCGUGCGGACGCUAUAUCGAGGAACACGCUCUGCAACACUUCCAGCAGCAACACCACCCGUUGGCUAUGGAGGUUAAUGAACUUUAUGUUUUUUGCUACUUAUGUGACGACUAUGUCCUGAAUGACAAUGCCACCGGAGACCUCAAGCUGCUUCGUAGUACGCUCAGCGCCAUCCAGAGCCAACGCUAUGAGGUCACCACCCGCAGCGGGCGCACCCUCCGCUCCGCAAGCGCUGCGCCUGAUGCCCUCAUGCCAUCCGGCGCCCGCGAGCUGCAGCUAAGAGACGAGGACAGGAUGUUUACCGCCCUCUGGCACCGCCGCAGGGCGCUUAUGGGACGUGUUUUCCGCUUGUGGUUUGGACUGACUGAAUGCGGAAAGAAGAGGGAAGAGGAGGAGAGAAAGAGGGAGGAGGAGGAGGAGCAGAAAAGGGAAGCGAGGGAGAGGAGGCGGGCUCUCAAAAGGCAGCUGCAGGAGGAGCUGGAGAACGCGCCUCUCAGGAAGAGUCGGCGCUUACGUCGGAAGAGCCAGAGAGUUGCGGACGCGGCAGUCAUAACACCAACAUCUCGCAGGCCACGUAACAAGACAAAAAGCCCCGUGCCCUCGUCCCUCACCCGCAGGCCGAGGACUCAAAGCCCCGCCACUCCCACCCCCAAGAAAACUGGACGCACGAAAAAGACCCAACCAACGCCUAAGACCCGAAGCCGUUCUUCUACCACCAAAUCUAAACCCAAAACUUCAUCAGCGACCCCCCGCCAUGCCCAAACUCCUGUCCGCCACAAGCAGAGUACCAAACAAGGUGGUUCACCCUUCAAACGGCGUCCCACAGUCACUCCUGGAGUGACGGGCUUGAGGAAUUUGGGCAACACCUGUUAUAUGAACUCCAUCCUGCAGGUGUUGAGCCACCUGCUUGUCUUCAGGGAGUGCUUCCUGCGCCUGGAUCUGACCCAGGCUUUGGAGCUACUGGCAUCUGCCGUCCACGGCCAACUGACAGGCAAGACCUCGUCCCAGUUCCCCCUAGCCCAAAGGAAGGGAUUCCAAGCCAGCUCGGGCUCUGGGGCCGGGCUGAGCGGCGGGGCCUCACGGGGCCGCAGCAUGGAGCUGAUACAACCCAAAGAGCCCAGCUCGAAGCACAUCUCUCUCUGCCACGAGCUGCACACCUUGUUCCAGGUCAUGUGGUCUGGCAAGUGGGCGCUGGUAUCGCCUUUUGCUAUGCUCCACUCGGUGUGGCAGCUGAUCCCGGCUUUCCGGGGCUACGCUCAGCAGGACGCUCAGGAGUUCCUGUGUGAGCUGCUGGACAAGGUGCAGCACGAGCUGGAGAGCACCGGCCAGUACACGACCACCGCAGGAGUCCCGCAGACACAGAAACGACUCAUCAAACAGGUGCUCAGUGUGGUCAACACCAUCUUUCACGGCCAGCUCCUCAGCCAGGUGACGUGUCUGGCCUGCGAUCAUCGCUCCAACACUGUGGAGCCUUUCUGGGAUCUUUCCCUGGAGUUCCCUGAGCGGUAUCACAGUAAUAGCAGGGAGUCGGCUGCACAGGCUUCGUGCCAUUUGACUGAAAUGCUGGCCAAGUUCACAGAGACCGAAGCACUGGAGGGAAACAUCUAUGCCUGUGACCAGUGUAACUCUGCUCGACGGCGGACCUCCUCCAAACCCGUCAUCCUGACCGAAGCACAAAAACAGCUGAUGGUCCACAAACUGCCUCAGGUGCUGCGGCUUCACCUCAAACGCUUCAGGUGGUCUGGGCGGAACCACCGGGAGAAGAUCGGAGUUCACGUCAGCUUCGACCAGCUUCUCAACAUGGAGCCCUACUGCUGCAGAGAGCCUUCGCCCGUGAAAGCUUCGCCGUGCUCCAGUCCCAGCAGCCCCGGCUCUGCAGGCUCGCCGCGCCCCAAGCACUUCCUCUACGAACUCUCUGCUGUGGUGAUGCAUCAUGGGAAGGGCUUCGGCUCUGGCCACUACACUGCCUACUGCUACAACACAGGAGGAGGCUUCUGGGUUCACUGUAAUGACUCUAAGAUGAAUGUGUGUUCUGUGGAGGAGGUGUGCCGUGCCCAGGCCUACAUCCUCUUCUACACACAGCGUGUAACUCAGGACAAGGACCGGCCGCUAUAGGACCACAAUCCCUCCCCUGAACCUCCUCAUCCUCCUCCUCAUCCUCCUCCUCCUCCUCUUCUGCUGCAGCCUGACCACUCAGCGAGAAGAUAUCAGCACAGCCCCACUUAUCUCUCUCUCUCUCUCUCUCUCUCUGUCUCUCUCUCUUCCCUCUCUCUUUCUUUGGGCAUUUUAUAUCCUGGGAGGAUGGGUCUUUUUAGUCUAUUUUUCUAAAUAAGGAAAACAAAAAAAAAGAGAGGAAGAACUCCUUUUUAAAACAGUUCUGCUUUGUGAACUUCUUGUAUAUGGUGUUUAUAUGUAGGUAUUUUUUUUUUUUAAAAAGAAAAAAAGAUGGUGAUGUUUGUGAUUUUUUGUGUACAGUCGUAUUUUAUAAAGAGAGAGAGAGUAUCAGCCAAGAUGCGUCUCAGUAGCAGCCAACAGACUUUUGGCCGAGGCAUGACUACAUUACAUAACAAAGUGUCCUCUACAAGUCGUACAGGUGUCUGCCUGCCUGCGUUUGGUGGCUUGAUGAUUAUUAAUGCUGUUUGUUUGUUGUUUUGUUUUUUGUUUUUUUAAAUCAACUGAAAUGUUUCUCAGUCACUUUAGAUAGUCGACACAAAACUGGAUGUAGGGUUGUUAUAUUAAAAAAAAAAAAAAAAAAUCAUUCACUAUCACUAGAAAUGGCCUCAACUGGGAAGGUUUCACAGCCAAGAAUGCACUAAUUUUUACAGAGUAGGUUUGUCAGCAUUGUGUUUUUUUUUGUUUGUUGUUGUUGUUGUUGUUUUUUUUUUUACUCAGACUCUCAGUGUUGGUUUAAAACAUCCAAAUCUGUGCACAAAAAGCAGGGCAGGAAGUGUAUUUUUCACUCUGGAGUACUCCUGGGUCUGUCAGGAAUAAUUGGCAGACCUCAAGCCAAAGCCUGGAGGGAAAUGUUUCAGCAUUUCCAAAAACGGUUUAACAUUUGCUGGGUUGUUUUUUUUUAUUUUCUUCUUCUUCUUUUUCAAUGAUGGAUUGAGGAGAGGAGGAAAAAAAAAAGCUUCUACCGGGAGGUUUUUUUCUUACGGCGAAAUGCUGCCACCUCUCUGCACCAGAAUGUAAAAUCUGAACCCCGACAGAUAACUAGAAAAAAAAAAAAAAGUGCCCUUCUGUUGAGAAAAGCAGAUAUAUUUUUAUAGUUCAUAUCACAUUCAGCGACGUGGGAAUCUGUCCUACACACACAGACCAGCAUUUAGAUAAUGAAUGUAUUUUUAUACAAUUCUUCUCAGAGGUUUUUAGAAGAAAAAAAAAAAAAAGGCCAUUGGCUGUUUUUUUUUUGUUUUUUUUUUGGAAAAAAGUUUUUAUACAACCGCUGAUUUUACUUUUCUUGCUGAUUGUUCAACGCCACCAGCAGUUUACGACAGAUCUGUCAUUCACCAUUAAGUAGGUGUGUGUGUGUGUAUGUGUGUGUGUAUGUGUGUGUGUACUGUAUGUGUACAUAUACUGGUAUUUUAUUUACCAUCUGUCAGUACAAAAAAAAAAGCCAGAUUAAACAGGAUUUCUGGAGUGUAUACAGAUUGUGAUAUUUAUCUCCAUACUGGAGAAAAUUGCACAAAAAAAGAAAAAAGACCCUCUCCGCCUCAACUAUGUUUCCUCUGAUUUAUCCAAGAGGAAUUCAAAGCACACUUCAUCUUCUUUUUACUUCAUUGUCAGACAUUGUGACACAUUGUUUGUUGGCAUUUGGUUACUACUUUGUUAGUAGUAGUACUAGUAAAGUAGUAGUAACUCUGUUUACUAUUACUUUGACUACUACUUUUUGGUGUGUGUAAAUUUAUGGAAGUUAUACUAUGCAAAUUGUUACCUCAAUUUUUUUUUUCUAGAGAAAAUUACCUCAAUAAAUGAGAAUAUUUUUUCAUUUUUCUACAAAA
Molecule: messenger RNA, 4436 nt
Organism: Thunnus maccoyii (southern bluefin tuna)
Lineage: Eukaryota; Metazoa; Chordata; Actinopteri; Scombriformes; Scombridae
Gene: usp44
Product: ubiquitin specific peptidase 44
Exons: 6
Coding region: 307-2553 (748 amino acids)
Biological process (GO): protein deubiquitination
Cellular component (GO): cytoplasm
Molecular function (GO): cysteine-type deubiquitinase activity; zinc ion binding
Source: RefSeq, a predicted model, not a curated record